Thecamonas trahens ATCC 50062 is the source of this 812-nucleotide messenger RNA. RefSeq lists its product as uncharacterized. The transcript is spliced from 2 exons. The coding region runs from base 1 to 450 and encodes 149 amino acids. The record is from RefSeq and is a predicted model, not a curated record. Lineage: Eukaryota; Apusomonadida; Apusomonadidae.
AUGGCAAGGCGCAAGGGCAAGAGCAAGCAGUCAGGCAAGGGCAAGAGCAAGCGGUCAGGCAAGGGCAAGAGCAAGCGGUCAGGCAAGGCGCGGAAGCGGGGAAUGGGCGGUGGGGAUGGCUCGGAUUCGGUCAUUGAAGGCUUUGUGGAACAGGAGCAGAUGAUGCUGUCCAAGAUCGAGUCGAUGGAAAGCCAGUUGAAGGCCAUGGAGAAGCGGAUCAAGCGAGCUGAGGGUGGUAUCGACCCGGACACGCAGCUUUACCUCGAGACAAAGCUCAAGAAGGCGCUAGAGCAGGAGGAAGCGCUUGAAUUGCGGGUCGAGGCCCUAGCCCAGCGCAUCGAUCAUCUCGACGAUGGCUCGCUCCGCCGGAAGCGCAACUCCAGGAGCAGCAAGGGCAAGACCAAGGCCAAGGCCAAGACCAAAGGCAAGACCAAGCUGCGGAAGCGGUGAUACCCCACUCGAUCUUCAUCGAGAGGUCGUCAUCCAGUGAAACGCCAGCCGAAUGUCUGAAAGUAACCCAUGUCCACGACUUUGCAAGACGCGCGGCCAUGACGCCAUCAUCAUGACCUCCUACGAGACCCACUGCCGACCUGCCGCAUCGAGCCGCAGCCCAGGCUACGCCGGUUUCCAGCAUCUACUCUAGCACCGGAAUUUACGUAGCAACAGGUACUACCUUGCGCGAGGUCGGCGAUCUCCCUCUGGGCAGGGUGUGGGCCAAAGGCGGCCGGUCGUCUGAUUGCUCAUGAUUGUUCCAAUUAAUCGAUGCAAUCGCGAUGACGCCACCUCCACCAUUAAAACUAUGAGCUCGCCGG